AUGGUGCAACAGCUUCUCAACCCUGAGACAGACGCCGACGGAGGACAGUGGAGGACGUUCCGAUACGUCGUGAACCCACAGACCAACUGCUCGUCGAUUGGCUUCGCUGUGGGACCUUUCCGACUCUUUGUCCCGCCAGAAAUGCCCCGGAUGACGCACUUUGCGCUGCCCGAAUGCUUCGAAGACCUCGUGCACUGCACGUCCAAGUUGGCUUCGACUAUGUCGUACUUUGAAGGGACAUUGGGGGCGUCGUACCCGUUCAAGACGUACCAGCAGGUGUUUGUGGAAGAUCUGCCCGAUCAGCUGCAAUACGUCGCUGGAGGAGCCAUUCUGGACCAGAAUCUGCUGCAUGGGCCUCGGAUUAUUGAUCGAGAGCUGCCGUCGCACUUGGCGCAAGUGAAGGCGCUGGUCGGCAGCUGGAUUGGCGGCGCCGUGGGCAUUCAGAGCACGAAAGACGCGUGGGUGUUGAUUGGAGUCAUCGGCCAUUUAGUCAACACGUACGUGCGGUCUAUUUACGGGGAAGAAGAGUACGGCUACCGUAUCCAACUGGCUAUGGACGCACUGACGACGAUGGAGCUGACGACAGAUCAGCAGUCUCCGGCCUUACUGUCGUCGGAGGUGGAUGUGUACUCGGAGUACGACCCGUUCAGCGUGUAG
Messenger RNA from Phytophthora infestans T30-4, 657 nucleotides. Its product is annotated as transcription initiation factor TFIID subunit, putative. Gene Ontology annotation, cellular component: transcription factor TFIID complex. The transcript has 2 exons. The record is from RefSeq and is a predicted model, not a curated record. Gene Ontology annotation, biological process: transcription initiation at RNA polymerase II promoter. The coding region runs from base 1 to 657 and encodes 218 amino acids. Lineage: Eukaryota; Oomycota; Peronosporomycetes; Peronosporales; Peronosporaceae. Gene Ontology annotation, molecular function: RNA polymerase II general transcription initiation factor activity; transcription cis-regulatory region binding; chromatin binding.